This is a messenger RNA of Miscanthus lutarioriparius, 1980 nucleotides long. Lineage: Eukaryota; Viridiplantae; Streptophyta; Magnoliopsida; Poales; Poaceae. The record is from the annotation of a GenBank genome assembly.
AUGGAGCAAGUUGAUUGUGUGCAGGAAGGCGUCUCGACAGAGCGUGCAUUUGAGGCAGAUCCAAUCCCAUCAUUGUCAGAGACCAUAACACCACGAUCAAUAGUGGUUAGCUUUAUCCUUGGUGUUGCCCUCUGCGCCGUCGCCAUGAAGAUCAGCCUAAGCUCAGGCUUCGUCCCGUCACUCACCGUCCCAGCUGGCCUCAUCGGUUUCUACCUCAUCCGGGCAUGGUUCCGCGCUCUUGAUUGUUUUGAAUUGCCAUACCAACCAUUCACUCGCCAAGAGAAUACCGUCAUUCAGACAUGUGUUGUCGCCUGCUCUGCCAUUACAUUCAGUGGAGGGUUUGGUACAUACAUCCUCGCAAUGGGCAAGAAUGCAGCAGGAGGAGACACGAAGGAUGAGAAGAAUAUUAUUGAGCCGAGCAUUGGCCGAUUGAUUGCUUUUCUCUUCCUUGUUAGUUUUUCUGGCUUGUUCAUCCUCAUGCCCUUCAGGAAGGUCAUGAUCAUUCGGCACCGGCAACAAGUGAAGAUGUUGUUUAGUUCAUUUGGGGGAAGCGUAUUGUGGAACAUCUUCCAGUGGUUUUUCACUGCUGCAAAGGACUGUGGCUUCAAAGUAUUCCCUAUAUUUGGCCUUGAGGCGUAUAAACAUGGAUUCUAUUUCGACUUUUCCAUGUCUAAUAUUGGCAUCGGUAUGUUGUGCCCAUACAUCAUCACUGUCUCCAUGUUCAUUGGGUGUGUUAUCUCAUGGGGGAUCAUUUCACCGUACCUUGCAACGAAGGCGGGUAUCUGGUACCCUUCUAACAUGAGCUCUAGCAGCCUUAACGGCAUCAGGGGCUAUAAGGUGUUCAUCGGAGUGUCCAUGAUACUCGCUGAUGGCCUCUUCAACUUCCUAUCAAUUGUGUUAUGCACAUUGUACUCCAUGUGCCAGCGGCGCAAGCAACCAAUGCAAGGUGAUAAUGAAGUUGAUAGUGACACGCAGUUGCCAUUCCACUGCCUCAAUGCUGCUGAGCUACAAAAGACAAAAAAGAGCUUCGGUGAUCGUCGUAGGGCACAGGUGUUUUUACGGGACCAUAUAUCCAACUCGGUCAACAUUAUCUGUUACAUCCUCCUAUCGGUGGUCUCCACCAUUGCCAUACCGUACCUCUACCCGCAGAUGAAGCACAUCCAUGUUGCUCUCAUCUACCUUGUUGCACCGGUCAUUGCCUUUUGUGAUGCCUAUGCAUUUGGUGUGACCGACAUGAACUUGUCGAGCACUUAUGGCAAGCUUGCUAUGGUCCUCAUCGGUUCAAGUGUUGGUCGUAACGAUGGUGGUGUGAUUGCUGGCCUCGUCUCCUGUGGGAUCGUGAUGGGGGCAAUGUCUAAUAGCAACAACCUGAUGCAAGACCUAAAGACAGGGUACUUAACGCUAACCUCACCACACAUCGUGUUCAUCAGCCAGGCAAUCGGCACAGCAUUCGGGUGCAUCAUCAACCCGGUCAUGUUCUGGAUCUUCUACAAGGUGCAAAAUGGCGACACUGACAUCUUUGAUGCGCCCUAUGCCCGAGUGUACCGCAGCAUCGCCAUGCUGAGCGCUGGCCAGAACGCGCUACCUAUGCACAGCUUGUGGCUCUGCAAGCUCUUCUUCGCACUAGCGCUGGUGCUUAGCAUGUUCCGAGAGGUGGCCACAUGGAAGCAGUGGCGUGUGGCACAGUACAUUCCGAGCACCAUCUGCGUGGCCAUCGCCAUUGUAGUGCCGGCACGCAUACCCAUUGACAUGUUCGUGGGGAGCUUGGUGUUGUACUUAUGGCGGUGGGCCAACCCUAGCAAGGCACCGGCGUUCUCAAUGGCGGUGGCAUCAGGGAUGGUCUGUGGGGACGGGCUGGGGAUGCUACUAUCGUCGACAAUGGCACUCACACAAGUGCGGGCACCCCUUUGCAUCAAGUUCUUGUCUCGUACCGAUAAUGUAAAAUUGGACGCCUUCUUAGCUACACUGCCUAUGACAUAG